Messenger RNA from Anguilla anguilla (European eel), 6931 nucleotides. RefSeq names its product tetratricopeptide repeat protein 39C-like. NCBI's taxonomy places the organism in Eukaryota, Metazoa, Chordata, Actinopteri, Anguilliformes, Anguillidae. Gene Ontology annotation, molecular function: protein binding. Gene Ontology annotation, biological process: cilium assembly; otolith morphogenesis. The record is from RefSeq and is a predicted model, not a curated record. The coding region runs from base 602 to 2326 and encodes 574 amino acids. The transcript is spliced from 15 exons.
CGAGGCUAAUCGCUGAUUGGCCAGUUUGUGUGUCGUUGGGGUGAGAGGUUGCUGCUGUCACCACAGCUGCUCUCGCUUUUGCCUGCGCUGUUGCAAAGGGUGAGGAAAAGAAACUCAUCUGGGGGUCCGAUAGGGAAGUGCCGUCUUUGACAUCUCUCUUUGCAUUAAAUGAGUGUAGAAUGUUUUGGAAUUAGAAUAACAAGAAGCAAACACAGCGCACAGAAAACAAUCUUUAAAUAUGUUACCUUGCGUAUUGCACAAUUAGCUACAUAAAGGUAACCGGCAAACAAAUCAUAGCGAGAAUGAAACGAAACCCGAAAUUUGUGUAGCCUAAAUACGAUAGCCUCGAUGUCCUGCUUUUGAAAGUGCCAUGGGGAGAAGCUAUGAUCAAAGCUCUUCAAAACGAAUGUAACAUUAAUGAUGAAAGAUCUUUUUAAAAAAUAUCUCACUUGACGCAGAUUUUUGUUUGAGUGUGUCUUCAGUCUACAAUCUAGCAAGCUAAUCGUGAAGCUUCGGAAAGGGGCUGGCGUCUGCGGCUUCUACUUGCAAGUGAGACUGGGCACGCAUUACCCACCCAUAGCCUAGUGCACAAGGGUACGCAAUGGCGGGUCCCGAACAGACACAACAGGAGGUCGAGGCAAGAGGGGAGCGGAUAGACGAUGCGGAGCUGGCUCUCCAGGGCAUAAACAUGCUACUCAACAACGGGUUCAGGGAGAGCGACGAAUUGUUCAGGAAAUACAGGAACUACAGCCCGCUGAUGAGUUUCGGAGCCAGCUUUGUCAGCUUCCUAAACGCCAUGAUGACCUUUGAGGAGGAGAAGAUGCAAACCGCCUGCGAGGACCUGCGGGCCACGGAGAAGCUUUGUGAGAGCGACAACGCUGGGGUCAUCGAGACCAUCAAGAACAAGAUCAAAAAGAACGUGGACUCCCCGAGGCCUGGCGUGACAGUUGUGGAUCGCCUGCAGAGACAGAUCAUCGUAGCGGACUGUCAGGUAUACCUGGCCGUGCUCUCCUUCGUCAAGCAGGAGCUCUCAGCGUACAUCAAAGGCGGCUGGAUCCUGCGCAAGGCUUGGAAGAUGUAUAACAAGUGCCACAGCGAUAUUGUCCUGCUGCAGGAGGCGUACCAGAGGCGGGCUUCCCAAGAAGCUCCGCCUCCUGGCCCCGUGAAUGACAACGCAUCCCCGAGGGAGGAGGUGACGGCCGAGGCCCUAGGACGCCUCAAGGGCUCGGUCAGCUUUGGCUACGGCCUCUUCCACCUGUGCAUCUCCAUGGUGCCGCCGCACCUGCUGAAGAUAAUUAACCUGCUGGGUUUCCCCGGCGACCGGCACGAGGGUCUCUCCUCCCUCACGUAUGCCAGUGAAAGCAAGGACAUGAAGGCCCCCCUAGCUACGCUGGCCCUGCUGUGGUACCACACGGUGGUUCUCCCCUUCUUUGCGCUGGAUGGCUCUGACACACAGGGAGGUCUGCUGGAGGCCAAAUCCAUCCUGCAGAGAAAGGAGGCAGAGUACCCGCACUCGUCCCUCUUCAUGUUCUUCAAAGGCAGGAUCCAGAGGUUAGAGUGCCAGAUCAAUAGUGCCUUGACUUCUUUCCAUGAUGCAUUGGAACUUGCUACUGAUCAAAGAGAAAUCCAGCAUGUGUGCCUCUAUGAAAUCGGGUGGUGCAGCAUGAUUGAAAUGAACUUCGAAGAUGCGUACAAGUCCUUUGAGAGACUAAAGGACGAGUCACGGUGGUCCCAGUGCUACUAUGCCUACCUGACCGGAGUGUGCCAGGGAGCCACAGGAGACCUGGAUGGGGCGAAGACCAUCUUCAAAGACGUCCAGAAGCUCUUCAAGAGGAAGAACAACCAGAUUGAACAGUUCUCUCUGAAGAAGGCAGAGAGACUACGGAAGACUUCUCCCUCAGUGGAGCUGUGUACACUGGCUGCCAUUGAGGUUCUGUACCUGUGGAAGGCUUUGCCCAACUGCUCCAUCUCCAAACUGCAGCUCAUGAGCCAAGUAUUACAGGACGUGGAUGACCCCUCACACACAGGCCUAAAAAACCUGCUUCUCGGUGCCAUUCACAAAUGUUUAGGAAAUACAAAGGAUGCCAUACAGUCUUUUCAGCUGGCGGUGAGAGACGAGGCAGGCCGACAGAGCAAUUCCUACGUCCAGCCAUACUCCUGCUAUGAGCUGGGCUGCAUCCUACUGGAGAGUCCUGAGUCAGUGGGGAAAGGAAGAGCGCUGUUACUUCAGGCUAAGGAGGAUUAUGCCGGCUAUGAUUUUGAGAACAGACUCCAUGUGCGCAUUCACUCAGCUCUGGCCUCUCUGAAGGAGGUAGUCCCACAGUGACUCUGCCGAAUAUCCCUGACCAUGUCCUCCACCCCAAAUGUGCACCACCACCCCCCCAUGUCUGCACUGUGCAACAACAUAACGACAUACAGGGAGCCUGGCUUUAUUCACCAAAGCCAUCCAAACAGCAGCAUAAAAACGCCCUUCACCCAUUUUUGUGCUGUUUACCAUAUAGUUGUCUUACUUGUACUAGUAUGGCAUAUUAUAUUGUUUACCACAUCUUAAAUCCUCUUUAUGAUUGGUUUCAUUACAUAUUUCGGUAAUUACUGAAUCAGUUGCUUCUGUUUUAAGUUUAUUAAUCAGUGGCUUGGUGCAGCUGUAGAGACCAAGACACCAUACAUUCUUUUGUCCUGUUUCUUCUAACACGGUAAUCCUCCCUGUUGUUUUGUACAACUGUAGUUAUAAUGUAUUUCCAUGAAUGAAAAGAGCAGUGGUGAUGUGUUCUGAUUGGCUACCACCCACUCUCCUCCUUCCCCAAGCUGUACGUGAGAGUGGCAGUGGCAAAUACUGAAUAUGGUCUUAGAUGUCCUCAUCAUGGUUAUACAUUAGCUGAACUAAUGCAUGUAUGUGGUACAAACCUCAUUUGUCCUUUUUUUGCCAAAUUUAACGUUGGCAAUGGAAGGAGUGGACAGGAAGUGGCUUAGAAAGAGUAAAAUUGAAUUUAAUGUCCAGCAACAAGAAGUAAAGGGCACAGGUCAUGCUUUUAGAGUUUCUAGUUUUUCUCAGUUUUUUCUCAUAAAGCAAAAAAGAUUUAGCAAUUGAUUAUCUGAUGCUAGUAUUUGUUGUGCUGUGGUAAAAUAUAUCCAUAGGUAAGUGCCAAAUGUAAAUCAUGAGUGAGCCGUCGCUUUUGGCUCCUGAAUAUCUUCCCCUCUUUUUUACUAUAUAACCAAAUUGUUCCCGCUAGCACUUUGAAAAACCCAGUAUGAGGGAUUAAAUAGACCACUUAGCAAUAUCAGUGUCAAUAACAGUGUAAAAAACAAACUGUUUACAUAAUAUCUCAUCACAUUUUUGCGGUUUGGAUGUCCAAUCCAUAACCUUUUUAGUUAGGUUGUGUUACAUGAUUGUCCUUUCCCCUAAUUUUGAAGCUUCUCAUGGUCUUCCCAUGAUCUGCCAGUUAGAUAGUGAACUCAAACACCCUUAUGUCGGUGCUUUAGUAAGAAGAGCAGUGAUAGUCUUCUCAAUCUUGUUUUGGUUUUCUGUUAUUUUUGGAACCACAGUUGUGGUCUGUUUAUCUGGUGAAAAUGGUUUCCCAGCUUUACAGUAGAUCACUCUGAGAGCAGUUGUUAUUAACCCUGUAAUACACCCAAAAACCCAUCAGAUUCCUUUGCAUCGCUUCAAACUAACUGGUUUUCAUUGUCUGCACCACAGUACAGUGUUUAACUUUUUAUACACUAAGAAACUACGUUUUUUUCUGUUUUUUUAGAACUCAUUUUACAGAAUCUGGUGCAGACACAAAGCACUGGGCAGACAUCCCAGUCUUUGUGUCACGCAUGGAAUACACCAGAGAAAAUAAACAUGUCUGACUUCAAACUCUCUUAAUCUCUGUAAGAUAAAGUUCUUUGGGGGAAUAUUGUCCAUGGGUCACCUGUUGUUGACGUCAUCAAGUAUUGUCAUACAUCAUCAAGCCAUAUUCUUGUAGACUGCCUGUAUUUUUACCAAAACUAUUCUUUCUACUCUUUUAUCUGUCUCUAAUGUCACAGUAGAAUACAUAAACCAUGCAGUGUGAACAAUAUAAUUUCAUAGUUUUGACCAGGAAGGGUACUGUAUUGUGGGAUAUACUGUAUUUUAAAAAAUGGCUCCUCUGCUGUUUGGUCAGUAUGAAGUGUUGUAAAAAAAAAACAGUUUCAGGACUUCUCACAUACUCUUAUAUAUUAGAUGAUCUCCUAUUCCGCUGCAGCAGGUAGUUGAAAUGUGAAACAAACACUUUAAACACCAAUGGCUAAUACAUAACUGGGCAUUGAUAACUCAGCUAUGCAUGUUCUUCAUAAUAAUAGUAUUUCCUCAGAGAAUUUGUUUCUGCUGCACUUCAUUUAACAGUACAGUAUGAAUAAUGUGAAUAAUUGUGAUUGGUUUAAACAGAUUAUGGAAAGUCCCUGGUAAUUUUUGUGAAACAUUCAUCUUACAGACCAUAAUAUGGUUAAUGUCCUGAGUUUCUUACCUGAAAGAUGCAAGUACAGUUCCUCAGCUUCACAAUGCCACCGUACCUUUGCGUUGGAUAAUCUGAAUUGUUUAAAAUUAUCCACCUGUAUAAGCAGACAACAAAAUCAUAAGCUACACAUUUUCCCCUGCAAAAUGUUGUCUGUCAAGUAAAAAAUAACACAUAAAAAACUGGUGAGUACCUUUGCUUAACUGCAAUGCCAGAUCAUGCCAUAGGUGGUUGUUCGUGGAACCAGUCAUAGAAUUUCCACAUGGCAACGCAUCACCAAUAUGCCGAAAUUAUAGCGGGUGGUAUAUAAUAGUUUGUACUGUAAAAUAAAGUGCAGUGUUUUUCUACUGAUGCUAGUCCACAUGAAUAUUCUUCUCACUUUCAACUACUGUGCAUUAACUGGAAUGUUUAUUGUAUUCAUUUUGGGGUGGGUUUGUACAGUUUGUACUGUGCACCUGUAUGGCUCCAUAUUUAUGGGGAUCUUUUCUGUGUUAAAUUACUAUGAUCCCUUUUAAUCAGGUGUGGCCUCAGCUUCCUCUUUUUGUGGAGCGUAAUUCAUACACUUUUACUUUUUAAGGAUGAAUGAAUAUUCAUUUUGGAAAUUUUCUCCCCUUUCUUUUCCUGAAGACAUUGUUAUAUUUUUGGUAAAAUGUGGCUUUUCAUAUCAGACCAUGCUGGUGAAGAGUGCUGUAUGUUACCACAAAAAAAAGAAAGACAAAAAAAAUAAACAGGGUAUACCUUCACUGUUUUAAAAAGGCACUUGGAGGUAUGGCUACUGAGCAAUAAAUUCAGGGUAAAAAUAAAACUUCUGUGUUGGGACUGGUGUUUUCUGAGGAACACUGGUUACAGCUGCAUCAUUGAGAAAUGUGUUAGUGUACAGCAGCAUUUCCCAAACUAUUUUAUCAUAAGCCCCCCCAAGCAAAGCAAAGGGGGCGUCGAGUCGCACGCCCCCCCCCCCCCCCGUUAUUGUUAUUAUUAUUAUUAUUAUUAUUAUUACUAUUAUUAUGGAUAAAGGCCUAAUAAUUAAUUUAAAUCACUAUACGUGGAACAUAUGACGCAUGAGACAUAGGGCUUACUUUCUCGUGUUUUUUAGUGACUUGGGUGGGCCCGAUGCGUCGAGAAAUUGUGUUAUUCGGGAUCAUUUUCAAUUGUUCGGCGCUUGCUUCACCAAGCAUAGUGGAGACCAUGUCAACAGCAGCUGGAAGAAUGAAUUCCUCAGCGAUGCUGUGUGGCUUCUUACACCUAGCUACAUGAUACGCAACCUGGUAGGAAGCUAACAAGGCUUUGGAUGGAAUUGAUGCGAUUUUCACGAAACGACUUUGCUGACCACGAUACUCUUGCAGUUGUUUGGUGAAAAACUCCAGAGGCUUGCCAACAUGGUCAUUAUGUUUAGUUUCUAAAUGUCGUCUCAUUUUGUUUGGUUUUAAACUGUCUGCUGACAGAGUUUUUAAGCAUAGUGCACACACAGGCCUCCCCUCUCCCCCUACCACGGUGCACGUGAACCCAAAAGCCAGGUACGAAUCAUCAUAUUUUCUCGUUUUUUGUUUCGUCGCUUCUUCCUUUCCACUUGUUGAUCGUGUUGCGUUGUUUCCUUUUGUUCUUCUUUUUGGCCCUAUUAAAAACUUGUCCAUUCUGUUUUUCUUCCGUUCUGCUUUGCAAAUGGAACUGCACCACGACGCAUUUAAUUUUGCCACUUGACGCAGUUUCGAUAUUAAUUUAAAUAGGUCUAAUCAUUCGAUGGUGGUCGGAAUUGACCAUUGAUGUCAUUUUCCCACCGUUCUCCUUCUCAUUGACAGUGAAAAUAUACCCAUUCAUCAAAUUAGAUUUGAAAAUAAUUGUAUGACAUUAUGUAUAUAAAUAUUUUUUUAAAUUCUAUCAGUCCCAAUUCUUUUGCACCCCCCGUGUAUCCUUGGCGCCUACUAAGGGGGACGCACCCCACAGUUUGCGAAAUGCUGGUGUACAGUUUCACUUGUUAACAAAUAUAUUGGGUGAAUGUAGCUGUUUUAGGCCUCUCAAUUCAAAACCAUCCUCCUUCAGUCUUACUUAAGGCUGGUAUAUUUGGACCUGUGUUGCAGUGUGUAACAACCUUCACCCUAUUCUGUACAACUAUAUGGUCCUUAUGCUGCUAUACAGUCUAUUUGGCAACAUACUGUAUGUAAUAUUGUAUGGACAGCGGUACCAGUACUUAAAAAUGAAAGAUCAUCUGUUUUUUUAAAAUGAUCUUGCUCUUGGUUCGAUGAGAUGGUGGUGGAAUAGAAAGAGGUGAAGACAGCAUUUUGACUGGCAAAUGUAUAGAAUUCGUUUUUACAGGAACUGGAUUUCCUGGGAUAAGCAGCGGUUUCCUAUAAGAGUUGUACACAAAGAAUAAAGGAUCAAUGUUAUGAAUCCACCUUGCUGUUGCUUGUGUUGUCUGUGAGGCCCUCAGUCUCCUAACAUUCAAUAAAGUACUAAAUUGACAC